AUGGCGUCGCAGAGAGAAAACGGGGGUUACGCUGGUAGUGUCCGUCUUCGCUCGUGUCGUAUCUAUCUACGUCUAACUGUGUGUCUGUUUGCAUCUGCCUGUCGAUCUAUCUACGUUACUAUGACUGCCUGCUUUCCUACCUGCCUAUCGACAAUCUACGUCUUUCUGCCUGCCUGCUUACGUAUGACUUCCUGCCUGUCUAUUCACGUCUUCCUGUCUGCUUACUUGCCCUUCUACAUCUUCCUGCCUAAUUGCCUUCCUGCCUCUUCCUGUCUAUCUAUGCCUGCCUGCCUAAUUGCCUACCUGUCUAUGUACGUCUUCCUGUCUAUCUACGUCUUCCUGCCUACCUGUCUAUCUACGUCUUCCUGCCUACCUGUCUAUCUACGUCUUCCUACCUAUUUAUAUAUUCUUGUCUGUCAAUCUGUAUACUUGCCUUUCCAUCUGUCUUCCUGCGUAUCUAUCUUGACUGUUCUUUAUCUAUCUAUCUAUCUAUCUAUCUAUCUAUCUAUCUAUCUAUCUAUCUAUCUAUCUAUCUAUCUUCAUCUGCACCUUCUAACGAUAACAUAUGUCCCUAUUUUCCCCUUUAUUUGA
This is a messenger RNA of Acanthosepion pharaonis, 591 nucleotides long. Lineage: Eukaryota; Metazoa; Mollusca; Cephalopoda; Sepiida; Sepiidae. The record is from the annotation of a GenBank genome assembly.